This is a messenger RNA of Rotaria sordida, 1359 nucleotides long. The record is from the annotation of a GenBank genome assembly. Lineage: Eukaryota; Metazoa; Rotifera; Eurotatoria; Philodinida; Philodinidae.
AUGACAAAACCUAUUUCGGAGUAUUUAACAUUUCGAGGUGGUAAAUGGGUUACUCAAUUAUUCGUGGAAACAAAUGAUAUUACUAAAUUCAAUGAUGUUAAAUUCUUUUAUGCAAAUAUAAUCGAUUAUAUACGUAUAAUUAUGACUCUUAUUGCAGCAUAUACUAUUACUACAGAUUGGCAUUUAUUAAGUGCAUAUUUAAUUUUAGGUGCAACCUAUUUAGAUACAAUAGAUGGACGUGUAGCACAUGCUUAUGAUCAAUGUUCUAUAUUUGGAUGUGGAAUUGAUUGGUUAGCUGAUUUAUUAUUUGGCACAGGAAUUUUUGAUUUUGGUAUAACUACAACAAGAAAAUAUCCAAUAUUAAAUAAGAAUCAAACUGGAUUUUUUAUUAUUCUUGAUUGGUCAAUACCUUUAAAUACUUAUACUAAAUUUGGAAGUUUUAUUUGGUAUGUUUAUUAUUUAUAUUGUAUAUUAUGUAUAUUAGAAUAUUGUUAUGGAUAUAAUAAAUUAAUUUCAAUAAUUAAUCUUUUUUCAAUUAUACAAGAACAAAAUUUAAUAUUAAUAUUAUUUUUAUUAAAUCGUUAUUGUUUAUUUAUAUCAUCAUUAUGUCAUAUAUGGUGUGAAUUAGCAUAUGGUAUUCGUAUGAUUCAGUCAUGGAUUGAACCAACAAGAAAACAAGAACCAGCAAUUAAUGAAAUUAUUUAUGAAGAUGUAUCAAAAUCAUAUCAAGGUGGUUUUAUUCAUUAUAAAUCAGUAUCAAAUGAAUAUAAAAAUUUAAUAGAAACUUCUAUAUCAAAACGUGAAGUAUUUUGGAUUAAUUUAUGGAAACGAACAGGAAAUCAAAUAAAACAAAUAACAUAUAAAAAUUAUUAUGAAAUAGAUAAAAUGGUACAUAUUUUAAUGGAAAAAUAUUAUCAUACAAAUACAGUUAUAUUAGAUGGUUAUGGUUAUCUAUUAAAUCCAAUUAAUUCUCAAAGACAAGCAUUUCAUAUAGAUUAUAAUUGUGAUUAUUCAUCAUUAUUUAUUCCAUUAGUUCCAAUAUUAGCUGAUAAUUCAGUUCAAUAUAUCAAUCCAUCACCAUUUAUUGAUUCAGAUUUAUUUCAUGAAGCAACAAAAAAUUAUGAUAAAAUAAAUGUUAAUCUAUUAUUACAAAAUGAAAAUUAUUAUACAGUACGUCAAUGUAUUUCAAAUCCAUUUACAGUACUUAAAAUGGAUUUUAGAACAAUUCGUCGAGGUAUAUCAAAUCAAGAUACAUAUCAUCGACUAAUGUUUUAUAUAUCAGUUAUUCGAAAAAAUUCUCCUAAUCAAACAAGUAUACCUGAUGAACAACUUAUUGAAACAAUUAAAAAAGAUUUAUAA